UUCCUAUUGGGCCUCUCCUCUGCGCAAAGCCCUCCUGUCUGAAAAAUGCAGCGCAAACGCAGAAGGUACAUGCUCUUCGCCAAUAGCUGCUUUCACUAAGCUGAAAUUCCCAAUCUAGAUUCUGCCGGCCAUGUUUCUUCGGAGACUUGCAGUAGCAUCUUCUCGCUCGAGAAGGUUUCUUAGCAGUAAUAGCAGCCAUGAUCUUGCAAGAACUAUUGCUGAGCUUAAUAAGGAAAUGGAAUCCGUGUUUGGUGAACCUCCAGCAAAUGGGCCUGCCAGUUCUCCGAGUAAUGAUUUUAUGCCUCAAGAACCCCAGUUAGCACCUCAAGAAAAAGUCGAAAGUGAACUUGGCCUAACCCACAUUGGCAAUAAAGGGGAAGCCCAAAUGGUGGAUGUUUCUCCCAAAGAAAGCAGUAAGAGAACUGCCAUUUCUAGUGGCAAGGUAAUUCUUGGAAAGCAGGUGUUUGAUUUGGUCUUAGCUAACCAGAUGGCCAAGGGUGAUGUCCUCAGUGUAGCAAAACUUGCUGGAAUAAGUGGAGCAAAGCACACAAGUAGUCUCAUCCCACUAUGCCACAACAUACCACUGACCCAUGUUCGUGUCGAUCUGACACUAAAUCCCAAGGAUUUCAGUGUGGAUAUUGAGGCAGAAGCCAGUUCAACAGGGAAAACUGGGGUUGAGAUGGAAGCAAUGACAGCAGUGAGUGUUGCUGGCCUAACAGUCUAUGAUAUGUGCAAAGCUGCCUCAAAGUCUAUACAGAUCACUGAUAUACGACUCAAGAGUAAAACUGGUGGGAAGAGUGGGGACUGGUCCAGGAAGGAGUAAGUGCAAGAUGUCACUAUCUGCAGGUUAAUGCUUUAGUGAAAGAUGCCACAUUGUAAUGGAAGUUCUCCAUUUUGGAUGAAAUGGAAUAUGAAUUGGAUAUGACCUUUGACAAAGCUAAUGUGAAUUUCUCAACUUUUUUUCUUUUGCUCAGAGAAAAAAGGAAGAAGAUCACUAGCUGCAGUAUCAUUGAAUUUAACUUGGGUGUUUGGAAAAGGUUA
This is a messenger RNA of Prunus avium (sweet cherry), 1041 nucleotides long. RefSeq names its product cofactor of nitrate reductase and xanthine dehydrogenase 3 (gene CNX3). Gene Ontology annotation, biological process: Mo-molybdopterin cofactor biosynthetic process. The record is from RefSeq and is a predicted model, not a curated record. Lineage: Eukaryota; Viridiplantae; Streptophyta; Magnoliopsida; Rosales; Rosaceae.